AUGGAAACAAGCGACGAUGAACAAGGGCAAAAGCCUUUACUUUUCUCCACAGAAGAACCUCGGCCAAAAGAAUCCGGAGUAGUCGGUGUGCUAAAGGCGAAGAAAUGGGUAGUUGUAUUUGCAUUCGCUGGCGUUCUGGCCAUCGCUAUUAUUGUUGGUUUUGUCGCCACUAAAUCGUCACAUUCUGGCUGUUCGUCCUACGCAGACAGUGAAAAAUGCUUCUUCACAGGCGAAAUUCGUUUGCCCACUGUUUUGAAACCGUUAACGUACAAAGUACGCUUGCAUCCGAACUUAACAACGUUCAAAUUUGAUGGAAGCGUUACUAUUGUGGUUCAAGCUUUAGACGAUACCAACCGAAUCGUAUUCCAUCAAAAAGGUUUAAACUUUAGCAAAGAGGAUAUUUCAAUAUAUGGAGUAUUAAAGAAUGGCUCUCCGAAUAAAGGCAAAAGCAUAGCUGUCCGUGAAUUGCGCUUCGACCCCAAAGACGAACAAGUGAUCAUUAAGACCGCUGUAGAUCUUCAAAAAAAUGGAGAAUAUGCUAUCGAAAUUACCAAAUUCAAGGGAAAUUUAAACGAAAAAUUAGAGGGCUUUUAUAAGAGUUCUUAUAAAAAUAAAGCCGGCAAAAUAAGGUGA
Paramuricea clavata is the source of this 633-nucleotide messenger RNA. The record is from the annotation of a GenBank genome assembly. NCBI's taxonomy places the organism in Eukaryota, Metazoa, Cnidaria, Anthozoa, Malacalcyonacea, Plexauridae.